Messenger RNA from Chaetomium globosum CBS 148.51, 693 nucleotides. RefSeq lists its product as uncharacterized. Bases 1 to 693 code for a protein of 230 amino acids. The record is from RefSeq and is a predicted model, not a curated record. Lineage: Eukaryota; Fungi; Ascomycota; Sordariomycetes; Sordariales; Chaetomiaceae. The transcript has 3 exons.
AUGUCGGACCUUCCGCCCAACGUCCACGUCUCGCAGCAUCCGUGCUUACUAGCCAAGCUGAGCCAGCUGCGGUCACAAUACACCCCUCCGAGAGACGUCAAGGGGUUGAUCCACGAUAUUUCCCUAAUCGUAGCCUGCGAGGCGUUUGCCAAAGGACUCACCAGUCGUCCAGGAUCAACUGACCAAACUCCCCUCGGCUUCGACUUCCAAACCCACCAACUCCUCCCCGCCACCGUCUCCCUGAUCCCCAUCCUCCGCUCCGGCCUGGGCAUGGUUGAAGCGAUCCAAACCCUGCUCCCGCACCCAGUCCCCGUCCACCACCUCGGCCUCUACCGCGAGCCGGCGACGCUGCACCCCGUCGAGUACUACAACAACCUGCCCAACCACCUGGCCAGCGGCGGCGGCACCGCGGGGGGCAGCGCGUCCGAGCUGGCCAUCAUCCUCGACCCGGUCAUCGCUACGGGCGGGACCUGCGCGGCGGCCAUCCAGACGCUGCGCGAGUGGGGCGCCCAGCGCAUCAUCGUGCUGUCCGUGCUCGGCGCCGCGUCCGGCGUGAAGGCGGCGGCCGCCGAGUGGCCGGCGGGUGUGGAGAUUUGGCUGGCCGGGGUGGAUGAAGAGUUGACUGAUCGUGGGAUGCUCAAGCCUGGUCUGGGAGAUGUGGGGGAUAGGCUGUUUUUGACUAUUGGGAAGUGA